CCGCCCUGUGUGUUUUGUGCUCAGAUGAAAAUGGCGUCCCGAAGCGAUCGCUUUAACUUAUCGCACAAUAACACGGAUAACAAACUACACAGCUAAAAUUAUAUAAAAUGGAUACCAACUUCAAGGAUAACCCAUAAAAGCAGUUCUACAGGACAACGUAUAGACCACAACAACCGCAGGAGUUAUUUCAGUGGUACAGUGAAAAUAAUAGCAUUUUCCCAAUAGUAAGCUAGAUAAUGUAAGUUACAUGGCUAGCUAACGGUAGCUAGCUAGCGGGCUAACGUUCCGUGAAUGAAGUCGCUAGUUAUUGUACAUAUUUUAAAGAAAUGCCCCACAAAUGUAGCCUAACAUGGCUACUGCGUUCGAACAGGAGACAACCACAUACACACACACAUGUAUUCGCGAAAGUUAGCUAGUUAACGUUAGCUGCCAGAACGUUGCUGGCUAAGAUUCACUCUAGCUAGCCAGCCAGCUAACAACAGCGUCUGCUGCAAGUCGGUCAGUUCUGUACCAUAAGCCAAGCACAACCAUCGAACUCACUGGUUUUGUUGCGAGUAAAAUUCGAAUUUGUUGCUAAAUAUUUUUGCUGUUUUAGGUAAAAGAAUAACGUUAGUUGGCUAUCAACGUUAUCGAUUGUUCCUAGGGUUAGGUAGGUUAGUGCUUUGGGCCAGUUACCUAAAGUUUGCUGGAUCGAAUCCCUGAGCUGACAAGGUUAUGGAAGACCAAAACCCUCGUUACAGCAAGCGCUUGCGUACAGGGACGCGGCGGCGCUACCAGGAUGACGGGAUCUCGGACGAUGAGAUUGAGGGGAAGAGGACGUUUGACCUGGAUGAGAAGCUGCAGAGUGACAGGUUCAACUCUUACCUGGUUAAACACAUGGAUGGAAAAGACUUCACAUUCGAGUACAUCCAGAGGGAGGGGCUGAGAGACCCUAUCGUCUUUGAGAAAAAAGAUGGCCUCGGCUUAGAGAUGCCAGACUCUGAUUUCAGUGUGAGUGAUGUCAAGCUGUUUGUAGGCAGUCGGAGGAUGGUUGACGUUAUGGAUGUGACCACUCAGAAGGGCAUCGAGAUGUCCAUGGCCCAAUGGCGGCGGUACUACGAGACCCCGCCCUCGGAGCGAGAUAAGCUCUAUAACGUCAUCAGCCUGGAGUUCAGUCACACCAAGCUGGAGAACCUGGUGAAACGACCCACCUCGGUGGAUUUGAUAGACUGGGUGGACAACAUGUGGCCAAGGCACCUAAAGGAAAGACAGAGAGACUCAACCAACUCUAUAAUAGAAAUGCAGUAUCCCAAAGUGCAGAAGUACUGUCUGAUGAGUGUUCAGGGCUGCUUCACAGACUUCCACGUUGACUUUGGCGGUACGUCGGUCUGGUACCACAUCCUGCGGGGGGGAAAGGUGUUUUGGCUUAUCCCGCCCACACCCCAGAACUUGGAGCUGUAUGAGAACUGGGUGUUGUCAGGGAAACAGGGAGACAUUUUCCUCGGGGACAAGGCCCAGGACUGUCAGAGGAUAGAACUGAAGCAGGGAUACACCUUCAUGAUCCCCUCCGGCUGGAUCCAUGCUGUGUACACCCCUGAGGACACACUGGUGUUUGGAGGAAACUUCCUCCACAGCUUCAACAUCCCCAUGCAGCUCAACAUCUACAACAUUGAGGACCGCACACGAGUCCCGGCUAAGUUCCGAUACCCCUUCUACUAUGAGAUGUGCUGGUACGUGUUGGAGAGAUACCUCUACUGCCUGACCAACACCUCCCACCUCACCCCCGACUUCCAGAAGCACUCACUUGGUGUUGGUCUGACCCGUGAAGACUCGGAGAACAAACUCAACGGCCACGUGAAAAAUGGCACAGAGGAAAAGAAAGAGGGAGACAAUGAUAAGGAAGAAAAGGAGGAAAGUGAGACCAAGGUCAAAAUGGAAGAGUCUGAUGACGAUUCCUUCCCCCUUCCUGGUGCCACUAAGCCGGGGGUGAGAGUAAACCUGACUCCCCUGGAGCUGGAGGGGCUGUGGAACCUGCUGGGGAAGCUGGAGGAGCUGCCGACCCACAAAAAGUGUGUCCCCGCAGGCAUCCGUAAUGCCCCCGCCCUGCUCCAUGACAUACGGGCUCUUCUGGAGGAACACUGCAACGAUGACCCCAAGCUGUCUUAUACCGGAAAGCCCAUUGUCAAGUGGCCCAAGAGGCCCUCGUGGUAUCAGCCCCCUCCCCCCUCAGUGGUAUACCGUCCUCGUCUCGCCAUGCCCCACAAGGCCGUGGUCCCGCGCCCUGCCAAGCCCACCUCUAUCUCGGCUCUGAGACGUAGGCGCGUGCGCUGCAAACACUGUGCAGCCUGCCAGAGGAAGGAGUGCGGCGAAUGCAACUUCUGCAAAGAUAUGAGGAGGUUCGGAGGACCCGGGCGUAUGAAGAAGGGCUGCAUGAUGAGGCAGUGUCUCGCUCCUGGCCUGCCUAACUCAGCGGUGUGUGCUCUGUGUGGAGCGGGCCAGGGGAAACAGGAGUGUUCAGACGAAAGCCCCUCCACAACCCUCAUGGAAUGCUCCAACUGUGCUCAGAUCGCCCACCCCGACUGCAUCAAGGUUCCUGGGGAGGGCAGGAUCAACAAGGACCUGCCCAGCUGCUGGGAGUGUCCCAAAUGUUACCAGGGCAAAGAAGGCUCUUCAUCGGAGUCGUCCAGCAGUGAGGACAGCACGGCUUCUACAGGUUCUCUCUCAACGUCAAAUCAUGCCCACCGAGAGGGGAUAGGAGAUGGGGAGGCAGGCAGUGGGGUGAGGAAGAGCCGACGUGGCAGACCCCCUCUAACAUCCUCUCUGUCCCAGCGGAUAGUGCCCCCUCCCUCUCAGAGGCUGUUACUGCAGCAACAACAAAACAGGAAGAGAGCCGGAGCGCUGGAGCUUCGACUCAGGAAGAGGAUCAAACUGGAGCGCAGCAAAAUCUUACAUUCGAAGCAGACGUUGUCUCUGGAGCGUUCUCCUAAGCUCCUGUGCUCCCAGGGUCUAGCCCACCUCCAGAGAGGGGUGUCCUCUCGCCUCCGCUCCCCUGUUGGCAGACUAUCCCGGGGCCGUGGGUCCUUCAGAGGCUCCCCUUACCGCUCCCCUACAGGGGCUCGCCUCCAUCCCCACCAACUCUCCCUCAGCCUGGCCCCUGCAGGCAGGGGAGAGGGGAACAGGGAGCGAGGGAGUGGGAGAGGAGUACGGCUCAGAGGAGGAGCAGCAGGGAGAGGAAGAAGAGGACAGAGACACGGAGGAGCAGAGGAAGAGAGUGAUAGCAGCAGUAGUAGCAGCAGCAGCAGCAGCACCAGCAGCAGUAGUAGUAGUAGUAGUGGUAGUGAUGAGGAGAGGGAGAACGGCGUGCGGGCCAGACGGAACAAAGAGAACCGACCACAGAGACGAGGAAGAAGAGCAGCCAAAGAAGAUGAGGAAAAGGAACAGAGUGAGGAGUCCAACCAAAACGGAGAAGAAGAGAUGGAUGAAGACUGGGGGGAAGGAGGACAGGCACAAACGGAGCCACCAGUCCUCGUAGUGUCGGACCUUAGCGACGAGCUCAUGAAGGGCUCGUAUCUCACAGUAACCCUACAGCCGUCGAGGGCCAAACGUGAUCCGGGGGCCAUUGUCCCGAAACUGGAGGCUGCAGUCGCCCCCCGCCCUGCCCCUCCCGGCCAGAGUUGCAUCCAACGCAAGAACCUGGCCCGACCACCCCUCAGGAACCACGCCCCAGACCCCUACGCUGCACCCUCACACUCAGACACACACACACGGGGCUCCCAUCCAGACGAGAGGAGAAUGAGGCCAGGCAGACCAGAGAGAACAGACAACAGCGCUUCCUCCUCUUCUCCUGUUCCUCCUCUACGCCUCCCUCUGUCGGCUUUACAGGAUGGGGGGAGGGAAGUGGCGAAUGGAGGGAGCGAGCCGGGCUGUGAGAGGGAGGUGUGGGUAUCUGUCUUCCGUUACCUGACUCGUGCCGAACUCUGUGUCUGCAUGGCCGUCUGCAAGAACUGGCACAAAUGGAGCUUGGAUAAGAGGCUGUGGAUGCGGGUCGAUCUGAGCGUGUCUAAAUCCAUCAGUCCUCAAGCUCUGUCAGGUAUCAUCAAACGCCAACCAGUCACCCUGGACCUCUCCUGGACCUCCAUCUCCAAGAAACAACUCACCUGGCUCAUCAACCGCCUGCCUGGGUUGAAGGAUCUCAUGUUGUCUGGCUGUUCCUGGUCUUCAAUUUCGGCUCUUAGCUCGCCCGGUUGCCCCCUCCUGCGCACGCUGGACCUUCGAUGGGCCGACGGGAUCAAAGACGGACAGAUCAGGGACCUGCUCAACCCACCAGGUUGUGAUAACCGCAGUCAGCUGAGGAACAUGCAGUCUUUCCGUCUGGCGGGGCUGGAGAUCAGUGACUCUACUCUGAGGCUGGUGAUCAGACACAUGCCCCUGCUGACCCGUCUGGACCUGUCCCACUGUGGAGCCCUCACUGACCAGUCCAUCAACCUGCUCACUGCUGUGGGCUCCUCCACACGCAACACACUCACCGAGCUCAACCUGGGGGGCUGCAGUAAGCUGACAGACUCGUGUCUGCGGUACCUCCGCCGGCUUUCCUGCCUCUCCCUGCUGGACCUGCGGGAAUGCAAGAGUGUGUCCCGCAAAGCCUGUGAGGCCUUCAUCUCUGAGCUGUCUGUCAACACCCUCUACUGCCUAUCUGAAGACAAACUGAUCCAGAGGAUAUCCUAGAGCCCGCCUCCUCUGUCUGGGACAGGGGAUACAGGGAGAGGUUGGGGACAUCUGUGUGACAAGAGAAAAGACUAGGACAGGGAGGCUUAAAAGCACCUGCUGCCUCUGAAGGGAGCAGGAAUGGAAAGCACUUAGUUACUGCGCACUUAGUGGGAGCAGGAUUUCUUUCCAGUUGUGUGUGUGUGUGUGUGUGUGUGUAUAUAUAUAUAUAUAUAUAUAUUUUACUAAACCAGACAAGAGACUCAGGAGUUUGAGUUUAGGCGCCUACGCUGCAUGAUUUAGUUGGGGUGGGAAGUGGAUUCCAUGAUAUGUGGAGGGGAGAGGUUAGACGGGUUCUUGUGAGGGUGGCAGGAGAUUGUGGGGUGGGUUCUUCUCUUCACCCUGGGAGUUCUAAGGCUGUCUUUAACCAAAGGUGUUGGCUGUGGACUAACUAACUCCUCCAGGAGUACUCUGGUCAGGUCACCCCACCCUGAGACAGAGGGGCGCAGACAGGGGUUUCGGGGAAGGUGCGAGGGCAAUCGACAUGGUGACCAGACCACUCCUAAAUAAGGACGGGGUAUGAAUGAAAUGGGGUGGAAGGGGCGGAGACAGGGUAAAUGGCGCGAUCUCAAACAACCGUUAGAAUUCAGGUGCUAUCACUCCCAAAACUCCCUGUUUUGUACAAAUAUCAAUCUAUGACAACUCUCUAUUCUAGGAAGUACCCUUCAGCCUACUUUGAUGCAUUUUCUGUUUCCCAUGGAUAAAAUGUGAGUUCCCUUUACAGUUUAUUUUUACUUGAUAAGACUCAGUGUAUAAAUGUAAUAUUUGCUGUCAUUAUUCUGUCCUGUUACCCUUCGGUCUAGUGCUUCUGAGGGAUCCUUCUUUUCCUUCCCACCUUGCCACAUCUAAAAAAUAAUAUAAAUAUAUACUUUUGUGUAAAUGUGUUUCCCUCUGUUAGAUGACAAAAAAAUCCUGUAGCAUUGUAAUUAUUUUCAGAAGCUUUUUCACUUAAUUUGUUAUUAAAUAAAUUAAAAAGAGAAAAUUAAAGGUUAA
This is a messenger RNA of Oncorhynchus keta (chum salmon), 5736 nucleotides long. RefSeq names its product lysine-specific demethylase 2A-like. The record is from RefSeq and is a predicted model, not a curated record. The transcript has 23 exons. NCBI's taxonomy places the organism in Eukaryota, Metazoa, Chordata, Actinopteri, Salmoniformes, Salmonidae. Gene Ontology annotation, molecular function: zinc ion binding; DNA binding; histone demethylase activity. The coding region runs from base 715 to 4704 and encodes 1329 amino acids. Gene Ontology annotation, biological process: regulation of transcription by RNA polymerase II; protein demethylation.